GUGGCCAUCACACGCUGAUUUUUCUCGACUAAUCACAAAGACAUUGGCACCCUUUAUCUAGUAUUCGGUGCAUGAGCCGGAAUGGUGGGCACAGCCCUAAGCCUCCUCAUUCGAGCGGAGCUAAGCCAACCCGGCGCCCUCUUGGGGGACGACCAAAUUUAUAAUGUUAUUGUUACGGCACAUGCGUUCGUAAUAAUUUUCUUUAUAGUGAUACCAAUCAUGAUCGGAGGUUUCGGAAACUGGCUUGUUCCCUUAAUGAUCGGGGCCCCGGACAUAGCAUUUCCCCGAAUAAACAACAUGAGCUUUUGACUCCUUCCCCCAUCUUUUCUCCUUCUCCUUGCCUCUUCUGGGGUGGAAGCGGGUGCUGGGACAGGGUGAACAGUCUACCCCCCUCUUUCUGGUAAUUUAGCCCAUGCAGGAGCCUCUGUUGAUUUAACAAUCUUUUCCCUUCACCUGGCAGGAAUUUCUUCAAUCCUUGGAGCAAUUAAUUUCAUUACAACUAUUAUUAACAUGAAGCCCCCUGCGAUUUCUCAAUACCAGACACCUCUCUUCGUUUGGUCAGUUCUUAUUACGGCGGUUCUACUACUCCUUUCCCUCCCCGUGCUUGCAGCUGGAAUUACCAUGCUCCUAACAGACCGCAACCUCAACACCACCUUCUUCGACCCCGCCGGAGGGGGAGACCCAAUCCUUUACCAACACCUGUUUUGAUUCUUUGGCCAUCCCGAAGUGUACAUUCUUAUUCUUCCAGGCUUCGGAAUAAUUUCACAUAUUGUUGCCUACUAUUCUGGUAAAAAAGAACCUUUCGGGUAUAUAGGCAUGGUGUGGGCAAUGAUGGCCAUCGGCCUUCUAGGCUUUAUCGUGUGAGCCCACCAUAUGUUUACAGUGGGGAUGGAUGUAGACACACGCGCUUACUUCACCUCUGCCACCAUAAUCAUCGCAAUCCCUACAGGCGUAAAAGUCUUUAGCUGACUUGCCACCCUCCACGGAGGUUCCAUCAAAUGAGAGACCCCCCUUCUCUGAGCACUGGGGUUUAUUUUUCUUUUUACAGUGGGGGGCUUAACAGGAAUUAUUCUUGCAAACUCCUCCCUCGACAUUGUACUCCACGACACCUAUUAUGUGGUCGCCCAUUUCCACUACGUUCUAUCUAUGGGUGCUGUAUUUGCUAUUGUUGCCGGCUUCGUACACUGAUUCCCGUUAUUUUCAGGCUACACCCUUCACAGCACUUGAACAAAAAUCCACUUCGGGGUAAUAUUUGCGGGUGUUAAUUUAACCUUUUUCCCCCAACACUUCUUAGGUCUUGCCGGAAUACCUCGACGAUACUCAGACUACCCAGAUGCCUAUACCCUAUGAAACACGGUCUCCUCCGUGGGAUCUCUAAUCUCUUUGGUCGCAGUAAUUAUAUUCCUGUUCAUCAUCUGAGAAGCAUUUGCUGCUAAACGAGAAGUUCUAGCAGUAGAACUUACGACAACAAAUGUAGAGUGACUACACGGCUGCCCUCCCCCCUACCACACUUUCGAGGAGCCUGCAUUUGUUCAAGUUCAAUCAAACUAA
This is a messenger RNA of Anarrhichthys ocellatus (wolf-eel), 1551 nucleotides long. The record is from the annotation of a RefSeq genome assembly. Lineage: Eukaryota; Metazoa; Chordata; Actinopteri; Perciformes; Anarhichadidae.